AUGUUUACCACUACCAUCUUAAUAAUAAUAUGUCUAUCCACCAGCUUGGUAUCAAUCACAAACUGUCAACUUGGAGGUAUUGGCGGACUGAUAGGAGGAGGAGGCUCCUCACCUUAUAAUCCAUGUGCCUCUUGCAACAGCCACGACAAGUGUUACUCCGAUGUUUGUUCAAUGUCCUCAGGAUGUUUCCAUAAUCCAGUUGGUUGUGAUGAUAAUAAUAUCUGUACGAUUGACUCGUGCCAUCCAGACACUGGAUGCAUUCACACCCCAGUCAACUGCGGCCCAUCGACCAACGGUACUCUGGACUACUGCGACACCAAGCUGGGCUGCCUGCACGUACCAUACAUCUGCUCCAACGAAUCCACCUGCGACACCAACAACACCAGCCAAUGCGUCGAUCAGUUCAUCAAGGAUGGCAAGUGCUGCCAGUCCCCCAAGUCCUGCAACGACUACAACGCCUGCACGGCAGAUGGCUGCCACCCAACCACCGGUUGCACACACACCAACAUCACAUGCAACGACAACAACCCUUGCACCGCCGACUCAUGCUCGCCCACCUCAGGUUGCGUCUACACCCCAAUCAGCUGUGACGACAACAACAAGUGCACACUGGAUAGUUGCAGUGCAACCACCGGCAACUGCGUCCACACUCCAGUCAACUGCAACGACGGCAAUUCCAACACAAUCGACACCUGCCAGCCCAACAUUGGCUGCAUCAAUCGCCGCGUAAACUCUUGCAAUGACAGCAACGCCUGCACUGUCGACACGCUCAACAUCGCCACAGGACAAUGCUCAUACGCACCAAAGCAGUGUCCAGCCAGCACAUUCUGCACUCAGUACGUGUGCAACCCAGUGUCUGGCUGCCAGGUCGUCACACCAAACUGCGACGAUGGCAACCCCUGCACGACCGACGUCUGCGACUCCUCCAGCAUGUCCUGCAAGCACAUCCCAAAGAGCUGUUUCGAUAACAACCGAUGCACAUCCGACACGUGCAAUACAUCUACUGGUCAAUGUGUCUACAGCCCAAUAUCCAACUGUACUCUA
Messenger RNA from Acytostelium subglobosum LB1, 1044 nucleotides. RefSeq lists its product as hypothetical. The transcript has 2 exons. The annotation marks the transcript as partial. Lineage: Eukaryota; Evosea; Eumycetozoa; Acytosteliales; Acytosteliaceae. The record is from RefSeq and is a predicted model, not a curated record.